This is a messenger RNA of Toxotes jaculatrix (banded archerfish), 1232 nucleotides long. RefSeq names its product dual specificity protein phosphatase 14. Gene Ontology annotation, biological process: protein dephosphorylation. Gene Ontology annotation, molecular function: MAP kinase tyrosine/serine/threonine phosphatase activity. NCBI's taxonomy places the organism in Eukaryota, Metazoa, Chordata, Actinopteri, Toxotidae. The coding region runs from base 394 to 927 and encodes 177 amino acids. The transcript is spliced from 3 exons. Gene Ontology annotation, cellular component: cytoplasm. The record is from RefSeq and is a predicted model, not a curated record.
CUCUGUGACCAGGGCACCGCUGUGUUUGGGGACAAACAACCGGGUAAAGAGAGUUAAAACUUCUGAAAAUCCCCGGAGGUCCUCCUCUGUUUAUAUAUGUCAAUGUUAGCAAACAGCAACCGGUAUGUCAGGAUGGCCGAGCGGUCUAAGGCGCUGCGUUCAGGUCGCAGUCUCCCCUGGAGGCGUGGGUUCGAAUCCCACUUCUGACAAUAUCUUUUGAUCCACAUCAGCAGAGUCUGACACUGAGGGUUAAAACCUCGCCGAUAUUUUAUUAAACACAAAGGAAACUGCCGUAUCUUAGUCACAUAGUUUGCAAAGAAAUGACAGAACAACACCACGGGCUAAAUAAAGCACAAUAAUCAAUACACCGAAUAAAGAAUAAUUGAGCUGGUCAUGUCGGUCUCUCAGGUCUCUCCUGGUCUGUUCCUCAGCGGCCUGGACGCGGCUCUGAACCUCAGUGUGUUGACCAGCAGGAAAAUCACCCUCAUCAUUAACGCCAGUGGACUGGAAGAUGUGUCCUACCCUCAGUUCGACGGCCUGCAGGUCCUCCAUGUCCCCGUCCAGGAUCAACCUCACGCUCCCCUGAGACAGUAUUUCGACCCUGUGGCUGAAAGGAUCAACCAGAACCAGACAGGGAGGACUCUGGUCCACUGCACUGCCGGCAGGAGCCGAUCCCCUGCUCUGAUAAUGGCCUACCUGAUGAGGUUUGAAGGUCUCAGCCUCCGUCAGGCUCAUGAACAGGUUUUGGAGCAGCGACCCUUCAUCAGACCCAACGCUGGUUUCUGGAGACAGUUGAUGGACUACGAGAGGACUCUGUUCAGCAGGAACACGGUGAGGAUGGUGCAGACGUCCAGCGGAGUUCUGCCUGAGGCUCUGCAGGAUUCUGAGGACUCCAACACCACUGCGGCGUACUGUGUCAAUGUUUGAUGGACUGUGAACAAACUGAGUUUCUACUCAGAGACAUUAAAGCUGCUCAGGUCCAAAUCUUCCUGGAGACACAAAGUCGCCUUUUAGUUUUCCAGAGAUUUUUUAAUAAAGCAUGUUUGUGUCAGAGAGAAACAACUUAAGGUUUGAAACCAACUUUUCAGGGACUUUAAUGUAAAAACAGCUGAAAGGAUGAAAAUUUAACUAUUACAUCAAUAAAAAAAGGAGGAAACGAAAAAAUGUUAACUGUUCAUGAUUUAACACAGUAAAGGUACAAUCCAAGAAGAAGCUGCCAAAGACUGGUGGAU